AGUGCAACAGUUAUUCGCACAGCAGGCGGCGGGCUUUUGUUAUCUUAAUAUUCAAUAUGGAGCGUUGGGCAAAUUGUACAGCUGUGGUGACCGGUGCCAGCUCAGGCAUUGGUGUGGCCAUUGUUAAGGAUCUGCUCAAGGCAAAUAUGAAAGUUGCUGGACUUGGCCGCCGCAAGGAACGCAUGGAAGAGUUGCGAGCCACGCUAGCCGAGGAUCAACAAAAGCUAUUUUAUCCCGUUGCCUGUGAUGUCUCCUCGCUAGAAUCCGUCAAUGCAGCUUUUGAUUGGAUUAUCAAAAAUUUGAGUGGCGUUGAUGUAUUGGUGAACAAUGCGGGCAUUUACAAUGUUGGACAAGCUAGCACAAUGAACCCAGUGGAAAUUCAACAAGUUAUACAAACCAAUGUCAUGGGUGUGGUUUAUUGUACGCAGCGAGCAUUCAAAUCGAUGAAAGAACGUAGCGUAGAUGGCCAUGUGGUGAUCAUUAAUAGUGUUGUGGGUCAUUAUGUGCCACAAAAUGAUGCACAAACAACGCCAACUUCGAAUUUGUAUGCGCCAAGCAAAUAUGCCUUGACUGCGCUCACCGAGGUUUAUCGGCAGGAGUUUAGAGGACUGGGUACAAGGGUUAAAAUAACUAGCGUUAGCCCCGGUUUAACAGAUACGGACAUGGUAGCUGCUCGUUCAAGGGGCGGUAAGAAGCCAAUUCUACAACCAGAAGAUGUAUCAAGCUGUGUACUCUUUACACUUUCUACGCCAGCGCAUAUGCAAGUACAUGAGAUUACUGUGAAGCCGAUGAUGGGCGAAUGAGAGGCAAUUCGUCUGAUAAUAUAGUUAGCUCUUUAUUUGAUGUAGGAGCUCUUAAGAUUGUCUGUUAUUACAAUAUAUAUUUUUUUAAAUUUAAAUGUGAUAAUAAAUUAUGAAA
Molecule: messenger RNA, 918 nt
Organism: Rhagoletis zephyria (snowberry fruit fly)
Lineage: Eukaryota; Metazoa; Arthropoda; Insecta; Diptera; Tephritidae
Product: farnesol dehydrogenase-like
Source: RefSeq, a predicted model, not a curated record